This is a messenger RNA of Eremothecium gossypii ATCC 10895, 1827 nucleotides long. It is a transcript of the gene SNF1, whose product is annotated as AMP-activated serine/threonine-protein kinase catalytic subunit SNF1. Gene Ontology annotation, molecular function: protein serine/threonine kinase activity; ATP binding. Gene Ontology annotation, biological process: intracellular signal transduction; protein phosphorylation. The record is from RefSeq and is marked provisional. The transcript has a single exon. NCBI's taxonomy places the organism in Eukaryota, Fungi, Ascomycota, Saccharomycetes, Saccharomycetales, Saccharomycetaceae. The coding region runs from base 1 to 1827 and encodes 608 amino acids. Gene Ontology annotation, cellular component: cytoplasm.
AUGUCUAACGCAAACCACCACCACCAACAGCAAAAGAUGUACACAGGUGGUCGAAACAUGCCACAUGGCAUGCAUCGGCCCGGCAGCAUUCCAAUAGGCCAGCGAAUUGGGAAAUACCAGGUGAUUAAAACGCUGGGUGAGGGAUCUUUUGGCAAGGUAAAGCUGGCACAUCAUGUGAGCACAGGGCAGAAGGUGGCGCUCAAGAUCAUCAACAAGAAGGUACUGGCUAAGAGCGACAUGCAGGGCCGUAUUGAGCGCGAGAUAUCGUACCUGCGGCUGCUCCGGCACCCCCAUAUUAUCAAGCUGUACGAUGUGAUUAAGUCCAAGGACGAGAUCAUCAUGGUGAUCGAGUACGCUGGAAACGAGCUGUUUGAUUAUAUUGUGCAGCGAGACAAGAUGUCGGAGAACGAGGCUCGGCGGUUUUUCCAGCAGAUAAUAAGCGCAGUGGAGUACUGCCAUCGGCACAAGAUUGUACACCGGGACCUUAAGCCCGAAAAUCUGUUGCUAGAUGAGCACCUGAACGUUAAGAUCGCAGACUUCGGGCUGUCCAACAUUAUGACAGACGGUAACUUUCUAAAAACUUCGUGCGGCUCGCCAAACUACGCAGCACCCGAGGUCAUCAGUGGUAAGCUGUAUGCAGGGCCCGAAGUGGACGUGUGGUCCUCUGGUGUCAUUCUCUACGUGAUGCUCUGCCGACGGCUACCGUUUGACGAUGAGAGUAUACCUGUCCUGUUCAAGAAUAUCAGCAAUGGCGUUUAUAGUAUCCCGAAAUUCCUUUCCCAGGGGGCUGCAAACCUAAUCAAGCGGAUGCUCAUAGUGAAUCCGCUGAACCGAAUAACUAUCCACGAAAUAAUGGAGGAUGAAUGGUUCAAGGUGGACCUGCCAGAUUAUUUAGUACCCGUGGAUAUGAAGGCAGACGCAACUAGCAAGCCCGGCACCGAUGAUGAGCGUAUCGACGAGGCACUAGUUGCAGUGCUGGCGAAUACGAUGAGUUACGAUAAGGACGAAAUUUACGAAGCCCUUGAGGACCCAAACCAAACUGACCCGACGGUGCUAGAGAUUCGUGACGCCUAUCUCUUACUAAAAGAGAACAAGUCCCUAAUUGAUGGCCUGAGGUCCAACAAACAAAAGCUUGACCAGUUGGAUACAUUUCUAUCUCAAUCACCUCCAACUUUUGAAUCACAUAGCCAGCUGGGUCCUGGUAGCGGUUUCCAGGCUGCUCUUGGAGGAAGCCAACAUGGAGACCAGAACCCGCAUCAGGUGAAACGUCUCGCAUCGCGGCAGCGCACCUACCAACUCUCAUUUUCGGAACAGCAGGAUGAGGACAGCACUAUAGCCAUUCUGCCUAGCUCCCUGCCUCAGAUACACCGUGCCAACAUGGUGGCACAGGGCUCGCCUGCGGCGGUCAAAAUUUCUCCUCUCAGUAACAAAAAGUCCAAGACGAGGUGGCAUUUCGGCAUACGAUCCCGGUCGUACCCCCUCGACGUCAUGGGCGAGAUCUAUCUCGCCCUCAAGAAUCUCGGCGCCGAGUGGGCCAAGCCCUCGGAAGAGGAUCUCUGGACUAUUCGCGUCCGCUGGAAGUAUGAUGUUGGCACCCAGCAGAAUGAGCGCAUCCCGGACCUCAUGCGCAUGGUGAUCCAACUGUUCCAAAUAGAGACCAACAACUACCUCGUCGAUUUCAAGUUUGAUGGCUGGGAAUCGAGCUCCGGUAACCCCAUCAGCUCGUCUUCUACGGACGACGAAAUGAGCACCUUCUCAGCCUACCCAUUCCUUCAUCUCACCACGAGACUGAUCAUGGAGCUCGCUGUCAACAGCCAGAGUAGCUGA